This is a messenger RNA of Pseudomyrmex gracilis, 2919 nucleotides long. RefSeq names its product ribosomal RNA processing protein 1 homolog (gene Nnp-1). The coding region runs from base 176 to 2065 and encodes 629 amino acids. Gene Ontology annotation, biological process: rRNA processing. NCBI's taxonomy places the organism in Eukaryota, Metazoa, Arthropoda, Insecta, Hymenoptera, Formicidae. The record is from RefSeq and is a predicted model, not a curated record. The transcript has 8 exons. Gene Ontology annotation, cellular component: preribosome, small subunit precursor; preribosome, large subunit precursor; nucleus.
AACCUAGAGCGUGCAAUCACGUGCACACUUUCGUGUUUUGUGUGUUACGAGAUUAGGGUUAUAAUAAGUUUGAAAACUGAACUUGAGGAUUUCCUCCGAUAAUUUAUUGUUUUAAAGGAAUAUUUUGGUAGUAGAAUUAUCAACCACUUCGUUAACAGAAAAAGAAAGAGGAAAAAUGGCAAAGCAAAACCUGCGUCGUGCACCGCUACGGAACGAUAUAACCAAUACAUUGAACGGAACUAAAAAUACUAACAAAACUAAAAAUCUCAGUCAGAUUAAAAUUGAUAAGAAAAAAGUAUCACUUAUCAGUCAAGAAAUUAAGAUCGCGAGACUGUUAGCUAACAAUGACAAAAAAGUGCGAGAUAAAGUGCUCAAAAGAAUGAAAAAAUGGUUAACAGUUAGAUCGCAAGAUCCAUCUGCAUUUACAAAAUUAGAAUUUAUGAGCUUAUGGAAAGGUUUGUUUUAUUGUAUGUGGAUGUCUGAUAAGAUGUUGGUCCAAGAAGAGUUAGCUGAAUCGCUCUCUAAACUUGUGCAUUGUUUUUCAACAAAGAAUAUUAUUGUACUCUAUACCAGCUGUGCUUUAAAGACACUUGCUAUUGAGUGGUUUGGCAUAGAUCAGUAUAGGAUAGAUAAGUUUUUCAUGCUAGUGAGACGAAUUGUACGUCAAACAUUUGUAGUAUGCAAGAACAAAUUAUGGGACAUGGAAUGGGUGAUGGAAAUUUCGCUGAUAUUUGAAGAAUUGCUAUUACAUCCCAAAACUCCAGUAGGAUACAAUCUGCAUUUGACAGACGUAUAUUUGGAAGAGCUUGCCAAGGUUAGUGAUGGAAAUCUGCCGGAAGAUGCGGUUUACGAGUUUGUUAAACCAUUUAUUUUGUACUUAGUAACGUCCAAUGAUGAGCGGCAGAUUAAAAAUAUUACACAAUGUAUCUUUAGGUACUUGAUAUUUCAGUCUGAUGUAGGUUUGAAUUAUACCGAUAAAUUCAACGCUUGGAGAAGUGCUGGAUUUCCUUGUGCAAAGUUAGAUGAUAUGCAACAAAUUGAAAUAUCCGAUAUGGAAGAUGAUUUUGACAAUGAAAAUGAACAAUGUCUUGAAAUUGACGUACAAAAUAAAGUUGAAAAAUCUUUGGAUCCAAGAGCAGGCAGAGUAGAUGUAGAACUACCUCAAAUACCGUUUGAUGCUGCGAAACUUGCCGACUUACUUUUGCAACAUCGAUUUCACCCGUUGUCAACGGCAAAGUCUCGAAAACGGCUUUUGAAACUUGCUUCACAAUUUCGGGAACUAUCGCAAGGAAACAUGCCUCUUGGAAUGAAGACGAUCGAAAAACCAAAUUCUCAUGAGAAAAGCACGAAUGUGCGGAAUGCUGCAUUGCGUUUUAUUAAAUUCGAAAAAAAAUUAUUUUCCGAUAAAAUAACUAAAAAACAAAAGAGAAAAAGUAACAAAGAAUUAGUCAACACUGUUUUUAAUGCAUCCUCUCUCGAUAGUUCGAAAAAUGAAAAUGUUUCGGAUCAGAAUGAAGAUCAAAUCACUUCUGAAACGAGCAAAGUGAAUGAUGUAAAAGUUAAUUUUGAAGAUGCAAUAUCACUUAAGAAACGGAAAAGAAGUAAGUUAAAACACGAUAAACUUAGCGAUAAACCGCUUGACGAUGAAAUUGCUGAGAGUACAAACUCUGAAUCCUGGAUUUCAACGAAUAACACGAAUAAAAAUGUAAAAUAUAAAACAAAAACGGUGACAUAUCCACAAAAAAAAACUAAGCGCAAGAUAAAACCAGCAGUGAAAAACGCGCUGUCAAGGAACAAGAUUGCACGUGACCGAGAUAUACCUUCAAAAAAUGUAUUAUCGAGUUGUGUGACCAAACGGACAUGUUCUAAUAAUUCCUUGUUGACGAAGAAAAAAGUAAUGUUUAAAUCACAAAAUAAUGCGCAUUAUAAAUCAGAUUAUCUACAACAAAUCCGUAAGAGCCCUGGUGUUCCUUUUGAUGCGAACAAAAAACCGUUAUAUAGCGUGCUGAAGACUAGCCCUAUACCAAGUCCGAUUAAUCCAUUUUACAAAAAUAGAUUGGCUUAAUGUUAUAAAUAACUCUAAAUCUUUCCUAAACUUAGUCGAAUCAAAAAUUAUGAUAGCUUAAGGUAAUUUUCAUUUUCAGCACUCUGAUGCAGCGUUUUUCAACUGAUGUAUGCCGUGAAAAAUGAGAAAAUAUCGAGAAUCGCAAAUUUAAAACUGUUGAAAAAUAUUCUAUAUAGUGAAUAAAUGUUACGAUUUCAUUUGGUGUCGAUAAUAAAGGCUUAAAUUAUAAUAAUAAUGUGUGUGUGUACAUAUAUAUAUAUAUAUAUAUGUAUAUAUAGAAUUACUGUGUGUGUGUUUUUGUUUGUUAUAAGAGUAAGACUUAUACUUGCGACGUUAAAAUUGAUUACAAUUGCACUUUUAUAUAAUUUCAUAAAUACAUCUAUACACAAUUUUAAUACAUUUCUACUUAUAUGGUAUUUACGUGUUUUCUGCAACUAUCAUUUGAAUAAAUUCGUAUGUAAAACUAUCACUUUGGCACAAUGAAUUCACUUUUAGUCGUAUGCUUGUAAUUACUCGGCAAUCUAUGCUUCUUAAAUGAAGACAAACUAAUUUCUACCAUCUUAUCAUCCUAUGAACUAUAUAUAUAAGUUUGCACAUCUAUACAAGAUGUCUGAAAAAUUUUGACCAAGUCGAAGUGUGAAGAUAGAUUGCAGUAAUCUGAAUUGAAAAGUCAUGUACUAAUUUGCAACAUUCGCAAUAGUUAGAGUAAAUUAACUUUUUUAUUUAGAUUUAACGCAAUCUACUUUCACGUCUCGACCUUCAUUCAGACACUCUGUACAUACAUAUGUAUAAUUAUACGUACACACGAAAUUUGUACAUCUUGCGCAUUUGUAUAAAAUUUUCUGAACGAUUUA